AUGGCAGAAGCAUCUGCUCUUAGUGUACAAAUAGCUCGUGGCUUAAGCGAUAAAGUUUACGAGAAACGUAAGGCAGCUGCAUUAGAAGUAGAAAAGCUAAUUAGAACGCAUUUAGCUUCUAAUAGUGUGGAAAAAAUUAGAAGUAUUAUUGAAAAACUCGCUCAAGAUUUUGUUAAUUCUGCGAAUCCAAAUUCACGUAAUGGAGGCCUAAUAGGUUUAGCAGCUGCAGCAAUCGCUUUAGGACCAGAUGUAGCUGCCUAUUUAGAUGAUAUUGCUACGCCAGUUCUUUCUUGCUUUACUGACCAAGAAUCGCGUGUAAGAUAUUAUGCAUGUGAAAGUAUGUAUAAUAUUGCAAAAGUUUCUAAAGGCGAAAUUUUAAGAUAUUUUAAUGAUGUCUUUGAUGUAAUGAGUAAGUUAGCGGCAGAUUCUGACUUAUCAGUGAAAAACGGAACAGAAUUAUUGGAUAGGUUAAUUAAAGAUAUUGCAGCAGAACAGUCAACCACGUAUGUUUCAGUUUUAGACUCCCAAAACCUCGUUUCAAAUGACGAACAAGAUUUUUCAACAGACCCAAUGGCAAUUCCAAGAACAACAGCAUUUUCGCUACCAAAAUUUAUUCCAUUGUUGGCUGAACGUAUCCGUGUUAAAAAUCCAUUUACACGAUUAUUUUUGGUUUCGUGGAUUACGGUCUUAGACUCAAUACCAGAUCUUGAAUUGGUUUCUUUUUUGCCAGACUUUUUGGACGGAUUAAUAAGUUUUUUGAGUGAUCCAAAUGAAGCCGUGUGCGCCGCAACUUCCAAUGCUUUAGCAAGCUUUUUGACAGAAAUACGCGAAGCUGUUGAAGUUAAAGAACAGCAAAAACAACAAGCUAUGAAAAUUUUUUAUGUUGAACAACAACGAAAAUUUGCAAAUUUAUCAGAAAAUAAUAAUGAAACAAGUGAUAGCUUGAAAGAUGGUGGCUGCAUUGACGAUGAUAAUCCUAAUUUGGUUAAAUCAGUUGAUGCUGGAGAUGCCUUUUGGGAUUCUAUAUCUAUAAGUGAGAUGGAGGGUAAAGGUAAAGGAACUUGGAUCCCUGGUCAAAGUGUAGAAAUCAAUUUUACCAAAAUUAUUGAAAUUUUAAUGCCACAUUUAAGUUCAUCAGUUGAACAGAUUCAAGAAACUGCAUUGAGAUGGAUAAAUGAAUUUAUUAAUAUUGCUAAAGAAGUGGUCAUCAGCUUUACACCUCAAUUAAUAAAUGCUGUAUUACCUUCUUUAGCUCACUCAGAGGAAGUCGAUCCUUUUGAUUAUCAUUCGACAGUUAGAUCAUUGGUGCAUCAAUUUACCAACGACCACGAAGAAACAAGGAUUGCAAGUUUGGAUUUGUUGAUAAUGCUUCAUAAAAAAGUACCAAAAAAAAAGAUACUUGCCUUUGAUGAUGGGUAUUUUCCAGAUCUAUUAAAACUUCUUUCAGAUCCAUCAGAGGAAGUUGCAAAGCGUGAUCUUCAGCUGCUUGCACAAUUAUCCUCAAGUUCCGAAGAUGAAUAUUUUACAAGAUUUAUGGUGGAUUUAUUGAAACUGUUUGCUACUGAUCGCAAACUAUUAGAAAACAGGGGAAGUCUGAUUAUUCGGCAUUUAUGUUUAAGUCUUAAUCCAGAAAGGAUAUACAUGAGCUUUGCUGAGAUUUUGGAAAAAGAAGAGGACAUAGAAUUUGCUUCAAAUAUGGUACAAAAUCUCAACAGUAUACUUAUAACGUCGCCAGAACUUUUAGAUUUAAGAAGAAGAUUAAAAAACUUAGAGGCAAAGGACGGACAAGUGCUGUUUACAGCAUUUGCUGAAAUAGAAAUCACAGUCAAUUUGUUGAUUCAAGUUGAUAAACUUGUUCAACUAUUGGAAUCGCCAGUUUUCACCUAUCUCAGAUUACAACUACUUGAACCAGACAAAUACCCACAUUUGGUAAAAUGUUUAUAUGGAUUAUUGAUGUUAUUACCACAAAGUAGUGCAUUUGCAAGUUUAAAAAAUAGAUUGACAAGUGUCAGUUCUAUGGGAUUUUUACAUUUGAUACCAAAAAGUCCAAACGAUUCAAAAAAAUCAAUUAGUAAAUUAUUAUCAUCAAGAGGCGAAGGAAUUAAGUUUCAAGAUUUGUUAACGCAUUUCAAAACAGUUCAAACAAAACAUGAAAAAGUUCGUAAACAAGCUCGUACUAUUCAUUUUAAGAAAGGUGGUGGUAGUACGCAUAGAAGAAGAAAUCAUGAUUAA
Molecule: messenger RNA, 2232 nt
Organism: Entrophospora candida
Lineage: Eukaryota; Fungi; Glomeromycota; Glomeromycetes; Entrophosporales; Entrophosporaceae
Source: the annotation of a GenBank genome assembly